GCUAAAAGGAAUUGAUUACGAAUUUUGUUUUGAUGUUAACUGGGUACUUUCGGAUCUAGAAGUGCGUGAUAAUUCAAUAAUGAGUAAUGACCAAACAAAACCGUACUACGCCGUUGUUUCUGGUAUAUGUGCUUCAUCGGCUAGCUUUUUCGGAAAGCUGAGCUCGUUCGGCGAACAGCUGGCUGACAACAUCGGUAACAAACAGUUAAAACUACUUAUCCAAAUCUUAUGCAUCGGAACUAUGGUUUUACUCAACGCUUGCGUCUGGCGAUUUUUCGUGAAGGCUCUUCACACAAACGGGGGAACACUGGUCGCGUCACUCGUUAGUGCCGCCACUAAUUACACUGCUUCGGCAAUCCUAGGUUGGCUCAUAUUUCAUGAACAAACAUCAGUAUGGUGGUGGAUUGGAACUGCUUUUGUACUAGGAGGACUACUUUUGAUAGUGAACGACGACGAAGAAGAAAAAACAAAAAGUAAACAGAAAUAGAAAACAUAUUUUUAAUAUUGUAAAAAAAUACUUAUUUUUGAUUGUGAACAAUGCUUCACAAAGGUGUCUGAUCCAGCAACGUGAUAAAGAUUUAUAAAUAAUAUAUCAUUCAUAAAGUAGUUCUGAUAGCAGAUUUCACUCUACUAAUUGUUGCAGCUAUAGGGUUGAUUAU
Molecule: messenger RNA, 659 nt
Organism: Malaya genurostris
Lineage: Eukaryota; Metazoa; Arthropoda; Insecta; Diptera; Culicidae
Product: transmembrane protein 42
Exons: 3
Coding region: 80-487 (135 amino acids)
Source: RefSeq, a predicted model, not a curated record